CCCCGCCUCUCUCAUCCCACUCGCUGGAUCACCGCUUCUCUCCGCGUGUCUCACUUAGCCCUGGAAGGAUCGGCGCUGGAUCCCUCGGGAAAGGCUUCUGGAUCCCGCUCGGGCAGGAAAGCAGCUGCCAAUCGGUUAUGGAGAAAUCAAACCGGUCAGCAGUGAGGGUCAUCCCUGGUGUUGAUUCAGAGGGGGAACAACUGACCCUGAGGUUUCUUAGCUGCAAUUUUAAUGCAGAUAAAAGAUUGUAACCAAAGAUUUACUGCAAGUCAACUAUCAACAGAUAACAGAAAAUCAGCACAAGGCAGCAGUCGACAGAAAGAAUGAAGGGUGGGAAACUCUUGGAUGCCCCGUCAGACACAGGCAGCACUCCAGAAAACCACAAAAAAACCCAUCAAUGCUCAGAGUGUGGGAAGUCCUUUGCUCGCCAGUCCCUCCUUUUGACCCAUAGGAAGGUCCAUGUGGGAAGUGGAUCCAGUCAAGGUUUGGAGGGUGAGAAAUCCUUCUCCGGAAAACACAUGGAAAAUCUCAGACGCCCCCCCAGACUAAAACCUCAUAAAUGUGAGGAAUGUGACUUAUGCUUUGGUAAAAAGUCAAGUCUUCUUACACAUCAGAAAAUCCACACGGGAGAGAAACCCUAUCAGUGUCUUGAAUGUGGGAAAUUUUUUUGUCACAAAGCCACCCUCAGAAACCACGAGAGAAUUCACACAGGGGAGAAGCCUUACAAAUGUUGGGAAUGUGGAAAGAGCUUUUCUCAGAACUCAAGUCUUUGGGUCCAUGAGAAGGUUCAUGCAGGAAUAAAAUCGUACAAAUGCUUUGAGUGUGGGAAAUGUUUCACCCGGAGUUCAACUCUUCGGACUCAUGAGAAAACGCACAGAGGAGAGAAAAAUGAAAAGUGCCUCGAAUGCGGGAAAUGUUUUUUCAGGAAAUCACACCUGGUGCGACAUCAGAAACUUCACACCGGAGACAGACCCUAUGAAUGCCCAGAAUGUGAGAAACGAUUUAUGUAUUCUUCUGAACUUCGGAGACACGAGGAGAGGCACAAAGGAGAGUUACGCUAUCAAUGUGGGGAGUGUGGGAAAAGUUUUAGUUUCCUCGGAGUGCUUCAGAUUCAUCAGAGAAUCCACACAGGGGAAAAACCUUACAGAUGUGGGGAGUGUGGGAAAUGUUUUUCACAAAAACAACACCUUGGAACGCAUCAGAGGCUCCACACAGGAGAGAAGCCGUACAGAUGCGUAGAAUGUGGAAAGUGUUUUACUCAAAAGGGAGAUCUUUGGAUCCAUCAUAAAACCCACACAGGGGAGAAGCCACAUCAAUGCAAUGAAUGUGGACGAUUCUAUCGUACCUCAUCCGCCCUUAAAAGUCAUGUGAAAAUACACACAGGGGAAAAAAACUACAAAUGUUUAGAGUGUGGGAGAACAUUUGCUGACGCGUCUUCCCUCAGAAGCCACAGCCGAAUCCAUACGGGAGAGAAGCCCCAUAAAUGCUCGCAGUGCGAUAAAUGUUUUUCUCGGAAAGAUACUCUUGUUAUCCAUCAGAGGAUCCACACUGGAGAGAAACCAUACAAAUGUCUGGAGUGUGGGAAAUGUUUUGCCCAUCCUUCGUCACUUCGCAUACAUCAAAAAACCCACACUGGAGAGAAACCCUAUCAGUGUCUUGAAUGUGGGAAAUAUUUUUGUGAGAAAGCCACCCUCAGAAACCACGAGAGAAUUCACACAGGGGAGAAGCCUUACAAAUGUUGGGAAUGUGGAAAGAGCUUUUCUCAGAACGCAAAUCUUUGGAUGCAUGAGAAGGUUCAUGCAGGAAUAAAAUCGUACAAAUGCUUUGAGUGUGGGAAAUGUUUCACCCAUAGUUCAGGUCUUCGGACUCAUGAGAAAACACACAGAGGGGAGAAAAAGGAAAAGUGCCUCGAAUGCGGGAAAUGUUUUUACCAGAAAUCACACCUGAUGCGGCAUCAGAGACUUCACACCAGAGACAGACCCUAUGAAUGCCCAGAAUGUGAGAAGCGAUUUACAUUUCCUUAUGAACUUCGGAGACACGAGGAGAGGCACAAAGGAGAGUUACGCUAUCAAUGUGGGGAGUGUGGGAAAAGUUUUAGUUUCCGAGGAGAACUUCAGAUUCAUCAGAGAAUCCACACAGGGGUAAAACCUUACAAAUGUGGGGAGUGUGGGAAAUGUUUUUCACAAAAACAACACCUUGGAACGCAUCAGAGAGUCCACACAGGAGAGAAGCCGUACAGAUGCGUAGAAUGUGGAAAGUGUUUUACUCAAAAGGGAGACCUUUGGAGACAUCAUAAAACCCACACAGGGGAGAAGCCACAUCAAUGCAACGAAUGUGGACGAUUCUAUCGUACCUCUUCUGCCCUUAAAAGUCAUGUGAAAAUUCACACAGGGGAAAAAAACUACAAAUGUUUAGAGUGUGGGAGAACAUUUGCUGAUGCGUCUUCCCUCAGAAGCCACAGCCGAAUCCAUACGGGAGAGAAGCCCCAUAAAUGCUCGCAGUGCGAUAAAUGUUUUUCUCGGAAAGAUACUCUUGUUAUCCAUCAGAGGAUCCACACUGGAGAGAAACCAUACAAAUGUCUGGAGUGUGGGAAAUGUUUUGCCCAUCCUUCGUCACUUCGCAUACAUACUAGAUAUCACACAGGAUAGUGGCCUUAUAAGUGUGUAGAGUGUGAGAAAGCUUUUCAUUGUACAUCAGAGUUAAAAAUGAAUCCGAAUGUCCAUAGCAGAGAUAAACCUCUUCCGCUGUGAACGUUGAAAACAUUUCUUUUUCAAAAGUCACAUCUUAACAUUAACCAGGAACAUCACACAGUGGCAGAAAGGAAAUCCUACUAUUGGGAAAAAUGUUUUUCCUACUCAAGUAGCCUUAAACACCAAAAUCAAAGAAAACUACAUCUAUGUUGGGAGUGUUAGAAAGUUUGGCACACAAAGCAGCAGUGCUAGUACCUUAACAGAGUGAUUGCACAAGAGAAAAGAGCUAUAAGUGAUGGGCAGAGUAGAUAAUGUUUUGCGGAGUGCAGCUAGUCUCGACUUACAGUCGCAAUUGGGAACAGAUUUCUGGUCAUAAGUUGUUACGGUUGUUAGUCGAGGCACCCAUAUAUAUUGGAGCCGAUUUUCUGACAUAUUUCUGGUCAUUAAGCAAGUCACUGUAAUCCUAAGUAUAAAGCCAUUCUUCUAAAUGUCUUUUAUAUAUAUAUAAAAAGUGGCAAAAACAAUGCCAGGAACUAGCAAAACAAAAACAAAAAAACAAUUGGGAUCCUAUGGCUGUAGGAUCACGCAGGUGGUAUUAAAAGCCAUACGGUUGCCAAGUGGCCAUAAAGUGGUUACAUCAUUUUUUGGCUUUUUGAAUGUGGAUUCUGGUGUGUUGGUGGCUGGCUUUUAGGUCAUUAUCAUAUAGACAUGUUGUAAGGCCCCACCCCACUUUGCAUCUUAAGAAGACAGAACUCUUGGAAUAAUUCUUCCAACAGGAAUCCUUUAUUAAGAGAAAAUGGUUGCAGGCGUUCUAGACAGGACUUGGGGUCCAAGCUCUC
Messenger RNA from Crotalus tigris (Tiger rattlesnake), 3529 nucleotides. Its product is annotated as zinc finger protein 260-like. The record is from RefSeq and is a predicted model, not a curated record. The transcript is spliced from 4 exons. The coding region runs from base 324 to 2648 and encodes 774 amino acids. NCBI's taxonomy places the organism in Eukaryota, Metazoa, Chordata, Lepidosauria, Squamata, Viperidae.